Molecule: messenger RNA, 4023 nt
Organism: Diaporthe citri
Lineage: Eukaryota; Fungi; Ascomycota; Sordariomycetes; Diaporthales; Diaporthaceae
Exons: 2
Coding region: 1-4023 (1340 amino acids)
Source: RefSeq, a predicted model, not a curated record
AUGAACGGAUCAACGCUGACGACGGCCGCUCCGGCUGUCAAGCCCAGCGCGAUCCACCGCUCUCAUUCCUCGCCAGACCUCUUUCUCGAUGCAGCCCCGCUGACAAAGUCCUCGCUGAGUAUCAGCUCCCCAAACGAGUUCGACCACGGUUUCAGCGAAGCCGCCACCGCCCAGGGUGACUCCCAGUCCGAGCCGGCCACUCGAAGCUUCGAGGUGCCUUCUUUCGAUUUCGGCUCAGACGUCGAGACACAUCUGCCUUUCGAGUCGAAACUGUCUAAACCGCAGGUCGUCAAGCCGGAUGACAAGGCAGUAAGCCCGCGCUGGCCAAGCAAGCUUCUGGAGCCUAUGGCUGUUCCGAAGGCCGCCACGACCAAGUCGAGCCGGUCCAAGUCGAUCGCCGACCGCCCACGGUCAUGGUUACCCAGCAAGUCAGCAGACGGAACCGAGAAGGCCUCGGUGCUGAAGAAGGCGAGGAAGCCGGACGAUAAUGAGAGGGCAAAGGACGACAAAGACGCUGGCAAAACCACCGAAAAGACCGAGAAACCCGAGAAAACCGAGACGCCAAAGUUUCUUACAACUAGGGACAGGUCGUCCUCGUUCGCCGAUUUCGCCCGCAAAUCCUGGAUCGCAUCAUCCAGAUCGCCGUCGCCCAAAGCAGAUGGAGAAAGAAAGGCAUCGUCGAGGGGUGAUGAUGCGGCAGUGGAAGCCGAGGCGCCAAAGAAAGACGCGUCACUCUUAUCGCCCAACAAGCUCGGCCGACGCCGUCUCACAGCCAGCAGCCCCAGCGGCAGCGAGAGGAGCAAGUCGUCAGAUUCGCUGAGUGGCACCAGCCGAGCCCUGAAUAGGGCCAGCGUUUACUUUGGGAAAAUAAAGCAGAAACCACCACAGGACAUACCGAAAGACGGUACCCACCUAGUAGUGCCCUCCCAAGGGUCACCAUCGAAGAAUGAGGCCGUUUCUCCAGCGACAUCUUUAGGGACACCCGAAAAAUUAAAUCCGCGGCUCUCGUCGCAGACCGCUCUGUCCUCGACAUCGGAUACCAGCAGCGGUGGUACGGGCAGCACCGGCAUAACGGAACCCUCGCAAAAUUCGGAGACGAUGGCACAGAGGUCACAACCGCCGCGCGAUCCUUUGUGGGCGGCCUUCCGGCGGCUCGACUCGGAAUUCUCCAUAUUCCUGGGCAAGUCGUCUACGGCUCAGAGGGUCCUUGUUGCCAGGAACACGCUGAUACCAUUCUUACGGAACCACGGCAACCACACCUCCAAUAAGGACAAUAACUUGCUGUCCCCCGAAGACAUCGACAGGCGGGCGACGAUCUUGCACAAGUGGUGGAACGGCUUGCUCGACCUGCUUGACGGCUCUGCUAUCAAGAAUGCUGGUGCUCCUGCCAUGAGCUUCGCGGCCAUCCAGGCGAAUAGCUCAAGUGCCGCCAUGCAGCCCGUGGCGGGGGUCGACCGGCCCGGACUGCUCGAACUCAUAACUUUAAUCAUGAUGCGCCCUGAGUGGAGGCUGAGUACGCCCGGCUUCCGCCCUCUCAAGGAUCGCUCUCCGCGCGAGGUUGUACGCGGCCGCGCCGACACCAAGGACUCGAUUGAUUUCAUUGCCGAGUCUGCUGAGCACAACGUCCGGACCAUGUUCGUCAACAAUCUGCUGACGCAAAUGUCAAUCGUCGUUGAGAAGAUGUCCAGCAGGCAUGCUCCCGUCUCGCUGGUAACUUUCUGUGGCAAGGCUUGUGCAUAUGCGUUUUUCUUCAUCCCUGGGAUUGCCGAGGUGCUUGUCCGCCUGUGGGGCCUAACGCCAGAUUUAUUGAGACGAGUCGCGGACGAGUUCAGUUUGCCCAGGAGGAGCAAAGGUGAAAGCGAAGACAUUGUCUCUCUGUUUCCUUCGACGUUACACAAGCUGGGCUGGACCUCCGUCAAGACAAUGACGGAUAAUUUGCGAUUGACGACCAAGCUGUCUUUGGUAGCCGCCAAAAUCCCUUGGCAUGGUCCAUGGAUCUCCAGAUGGCGCGGCGGCGACACGGAUCUCUUCUUCAUCUUCUGCAAGUACUAUUACAUUCUUGCAGAGGACUUUAUGCCGAUGGAUUUGCCGUUGUUUGAGAAGGCACGCGCGCCGGCGUACGCGCUCAUACACGCACAGCUCCUGAGCGUGCUGGAUACGACCAUCCACCACCGCCAGGCGGCAUUCGACAACAUGAUGGCACCGAACGUGCUGGACUCGGCGAAUGGCGCGGACGCCAUGGCCGCCGCUCUGGCUCAGUUGCCACCCAGCAACCUCCUAAGGGGCAUGGACGAGAACCGGCUGAUCGUCCUGCUAAAGGACAUGCUUGGAGACAACUCGGUCGGGGGCCUGGAAUCCGGCGCCAGGCAGACUUUUGCCACGGCGUUCAUGGGCAUCCUGAAAGCGGCGACUAAGAAGACACCGGUCUUCAAGCAGGCCCCAGUCCUCGUGCUUGUCGACUUUUUACAAGAAGUUCUGCAGGCAUUCGACACAUAUGCUGGGUAUAGCGAUCCCAGUAUCAAAGGCCGGCCAGAGGAGGCGGCCGUCGCCAUGGACCAUAUAGAUUGGAAUUUCUGGCUCGACGUCUUCCACAAAAUCCUCUUUGAAUCCAACAGCACCAUGUCGGAGAUCCGGAUCCUGUCGUUUUUGUACUCGGCAUGGGAUGUCCUUGCCGCCGACCCCUCCAGGAAAGAGAAGCUGUGCACUGGUUGGUUACUUACCGAGGAAGUUUUUGACAAAUUCUUCAACAACUACACGCCUAUGGUGCGCGCUUACUUUAUGCGCCUGCUAUGUUGGAGGAUAUGUCGCGACCAAGGCAGCGCUAAUGAGUUGGAUAUGAAAAUAUUUAUGCUUGUUUCUGAGCGGCUCAAGAAAGUAUGGUCGCACUAUCUCUGGCUGAAGCAGGACGCCGAAUCGUCGAAUAAGUUGCUCCCUUCGACAGCGCCAGCCCACCCACAGCCUGGCAAACGGUUUAUGAUCAUCCGCAUGGAAAUGACACCUCCUCAGACUGGCUUGUUGCAGGCUGGUUUCGACACAAUGAAUGGCACUUUAGGCUUCGGAGGCGUCGACUACAGCAGCCCCGGGUCGGGUGACAGCGGCGACAACUCGAACGAGCCAGGCGAGGGGACGUACAAGAAGAGGUGGUCCAUUUUCGGCAAGAUGUUGAGCUUCGCCUCGACAAGUGCUCCUGGAGGCUCUGCGACUGCGAAUGCGCCCAGGCGAAACAACUCAGCGGACGAACUCGAAAUCGCACGGCGUGCCACAGCAACAGCACGGUCCGGCCCUCCAACUCCGCCCAAGGGCUCGCUGCCUGAAUCUGAUGCGUCUUCGACUGGAUCCAGCCCGGUGUAUGAAUCGACGCAGUUUGUCUUCAAGUUCACUCUAGGCGCUCUCCCGUGGAAUCCUGCGCCAGACAUGAUGGGGCAUGCCGGCAGCUUACUGUCGAUGCUCCCGCGCGAGCGCGUGCUGACGAGGCCGCGCCUUCCAGCCCCAGCUCAGGCAAGAGUCAGCGCACGAGCGGCGUCGACUGGCGGGCGAAGCGACAGCCCGCCACCGCCAGCUGCGGGCAUGCCCCGUCCCGAGAGGAUGCACUCGGGGCUUUCUCAGGGGGGCUUGGUAAACGAGGCCCGCAAUGCUGCGACCCUCAAUGCGGAGAACGAAGCUGCGGAUACGAAAGACAGCAGCAGCUUUUCCGUCGCUCCCAACCUGCCACCGAUCGAGCGGGUGACGAGCGUCGAAUCCAAUCAUGACGGGUCAAUGAAGAGCGCGACAUCCGAUGAGAGCAACCGACUCGAGAUCCCGCGCGGCAGAUCCGAGGUCGAACGACAGGUCGUGCAGCCUGUGGAACCCACUGGAUUCUUGCGCCAGCGAGCGACAUACACUGGGCGUGCGCUGGCGGAGUGGGGCAUCGUCGUGAACGAGUGCAACUCGUUCGUGGAGAGGCGCCGCGACGAGGGCGUGUGUGGGCUGCAAGAGGUCGAGGUGCCCAGUCUGGGGGUCGAAAACCUGCGGCGCAUGGGUUAG